UAUACAUACCAGUGAUAAUGACACCCACAGCUGAGCUCGACAUCGUCUGGCACGCGUUCAACUUGCGCCGGUGUUUUGCUAUCCUCAACUUCGCUGUCGGGCUCGACCUCGAUGAAGAGUGGCUCAUGACAUAUUUCACAAACUUGAUCCGGCAUCUUGUAUAUCUGUCAGGGAACAGGAUCUGAAAGUCUGGAAUGUCAGAAAACGUUUUGAGGAUUGCAAGAUUUACUGCGCAGAUUUGACCCUUCGACCAUUUUCUCCACGAGGUACGUAUUUGGAGACGCAACUUUUUUCUUGACAGGGGUCCGCAUGCGGAAUUCUGGAAACCCCAUACAGUGUCCGUACCUGACUUAGUCCGACGCUUUACGAUCGCAUCCUCAUCCACUGCUUAUGCGGAUGAAAGGACAUAAGACGACGCGUGAUCAAGGGAGAAGUUGCUGUCUAUCAGCUGUUGCUACGCUCAGGAUGAAUUAUGUCCGCCAUGGAGGAACAUUAUGAUGCUGGGGAAGCGCCUCCUGAGGACGCGCAGCCCGAGUCCAGCCCUAUCUCCUCAGCUCCGACAACCACCAAACCGUUGACUACCUCCGCCGUGAUCGAUGCGACGUUGCAUUUCUUCGCGAACGCCAGCAAUGAGACUCUUGGCGCAUGCGCAGUAGGGUUAUGCGCCUCUACCUACCUUGUGCUGGGCCGCGUCGGGCUGGUUUUAAUCGGCGCGGUCGGUGGUAUUGUCCUCCAUGCCACCUGGGAAAGUCAGCAAGGAGCAGGAUCGGAUGGAGAUGAGACCCAUGCGAACCGCCGCAAGAAAGAGCUGGGUAUAGAAGUCGCUCACAGGAUACUGGACUGGCGGGACAGACGGAAAACAGACAAGGAAAAGGACGACGUCUUUCUGGAGACCACCGCCGACUUGAACGACAAUACGAAGACAUUAGAUUAUUCCGAUUUCCCACCAGAAACUGGUGUCGCCCUUACCAACUUCACCGAUGCUGUAAUCAGAGACUACGUCAAGUGGUGGUAUAGCCCGAUCCUGCCAAAAGAUCAAUCCUUCCCUGCCAGCUGCCGACAGACCUUGACGAAAUUCAUCACAUCCUUCUCGAGACAUCUCUCGCGCAAACGUACUGCGGAUCCGUUUUUGGACUUCUUGUCAAACUCAACCUCUAUUGUUAUUGUCUUUCUGAAUGAACUCUCUAGCGCGCUGAAGUCCUCUCCUAAUUCCGAUGCCGAGACGGCCAUCGAGACAUAUUUGCAAUUUCAACCUGAAAGUCAUCUGGCCAAUGUCCUCAGCAAAGAACAGCAAGAGCGCAAAUUAGCGCUGGUGGCAGACGACAUUUUGCAGAAUUUCCUUGAUCCCAAGGCCUACAAUUGCCCUCCUGUCAAGAUAUUUCUGCGCGAAACCCUUGCGGGCCUAGUACUGGAAACAACCGUUGACCUUUGUUCGAAGCCAGAAUGGAUCAACGGUUGGAUUGUCUAUCUAUUGGAGGAGGGGGAGCCGGAGAUCAUGAACGCCAUCGACGCCGGAGUGGAAGAUAUGAGCGGAGCCAUGUCUAAAACCGGGGAUGAAGCCGACUCGGACAAGAAGCAUGGAAGGCGGGUCAGUAGGGCCGAGGAAGCUAUGCAAGAAGCCAUGCGAGAAGCACAGCGUCUUAACGAGAUGAUCGCUGAAGAUGAGGCAAGACGCAAGCGCGGUCUACCUCCGAUCGAACACGAGGAGACCAGCUCUGUGGCAACCACGGACGUAGGACUGGCGACUCCGACCUCCUCUGACAGUGAUCGAAACAGGCAGGGGGAGCGAUCUAUGGACGCGUCCUUGGUCUUCGAUAUCGAUGGAAACGCCGUUCAUCACUCAGAACCAAGUUCAAACAAAGGUUCAGCACCCGCCACACCGAGCAAGGAGCAUGGUCAAUUCACACAGUUUGAACAGCUUGGCGAAAACGUCUUGACCCCACCACAACCUGUUUCUAGCGCCCCUGCGCCGGUAGAGGUGAUGAUGGCGGUACCCCUGACCUUGCAAAAUGCUUCUAUCACAAUCCUCGAUCUAGGGGAUGGGAACGAAAAGGUCACUAUGAGGCAAAAGCCCAACAGCGAGUAUUUGCUUCAGAUUGAGCCUGCUUCGCAGCGCUUUCCUGGCUGGAUGGUCACUCGAAGAUAUGCUGAUUUCGAGCCUCUUCAUCAGACUCUAACGACUAUUGGUCGUAUCACCGGUGUGCCUGAGUUUGGCCAACUGUACCCGGCUCUACCCGGCUGGAAAGGCCAGACGAGUGUUUCCUUGAUCCAGAGCCUGGAAAAGUUUCUGCGAUUUUGCGUGAAAUAUGAAUCAUUGGCAGAGACCGAGGUGAUGAAGAAGUUUUUGGACAAGGAGACUGGUCUUCAGAAAGCGCCUGCUCAAAGCAAAAAUGUUCUGGUACAGGGUGGUGCAGCUUUGGAGAAUGUGGGCAAGAAUUUCAUUAACGUGCUCGGUCAAGGCGGCAAGGGAAUCGCAGGUGGUGGCAAGGCUGUGCUUGGGGGUGUACAGGGAGUAUUCGGUGCUGUGGCCGGACCGAAGAAGCAGCCCGGGAGGCCUUCGCAGCAACUAUCACGAACGAAUACUGCUUCAAGCACAUCGAACUUCCGAUAUAGCCAGGAAGGAUUGGGAGAGAGUACCGACAGCAUUGAUGUCAAGCCGCCACCACUUCCAACUCGACCGAGUACGGAUAUCUCGAGUCCACAACGGUCGAGGUCCUCGCUCGCCCUUGAUGAAGCGGGCCGUCAAUCAGAGGAAGGAUGGGCACUUCCCCCUCCCCCAAGCGUCAUCUCAGAUGACUACCAUCCAAUAACCCUGCCCAGACUUGAAACUCCUGCUCGGCCCCGUCAGGACACGGUUGUUUCCCAUCCAGCAAGCCCAGCACCGGUCAUCAGUCUGGAGGAAGCGAAGACACCGCAGACCACCGAUGUAGCCAAACCGUCGUCAAGGUGGCCUAAGAAAGAUGAUGCUCCCAUUGCCGAGGAAGAGACUCGAAUAUGUAUCGAGUUAAUCUUUGCAAUCCUUACCGAGCUUUAUACGCUGGCCGGCGCCUGGUCUAUCCGGAUGUCCCUCUUGGGCGCUGCAAGGACAUUCCUCCUCCGGCCGAACAACCCACAACUAGAAUCAAUCCGAGUUCUGCUUCAAGAGAGUGUUAUCGAGGCCAAUUUCUCAGAUAAGGGUAUAGCAGCCCACAUCAACAAAAUGAGAGAAAAUACCUUGCCGACUCCUGAAGAGAUGGCAAAAUGGCCUGCAGAAUUAACACUAGAGGAGAAGGAAAAGCUAAAGAUCAAGGCUCGAAAAUUACUGGUCGAGCGAGGAAUGCCACAGGCGCUCACGAGCGUCAUGGGCGCAGCUGCCAGUGGUGAGGCUUUAGGGAGGGUGUUUGAUUGCCUCCAGAUACAGCAUGUGGCACGCGGUUUGAUUUUCGCGUUGUUACUGCAAGCUAUUCGAGCUACGACACAGUAAUGAACGUUAGAUGGGCACCAAUGGAAACGCUUCGAACUUGUACAAUAGCGAUAUGAAAGUUGAUGAAUGGUGUUGGCGAAAACUACGAGUAUGGCGUAUCGUGUCGUCUGGCACUGUUAGGCCGUGGAUUGCUUCGACGUGCAAAGGAAACUUGUCAAAAAUCGACAAAGCAUUGUGUAGAGCAAUAAAUGUUUCAUUAUACUUG
Molecule: messenger RNA, 3668 nt
Organism: Exophiala viscosa
Lineage: Eukaryota; Fungi; Ascomycota; Eurotiomycetes; Chaetothyriales; Herpotrichiellaceae
Product: PXA domain-containing protein
Exons: 1
Coding region: 473-3463 (996 amino acids)
Cellular component (GO): intracellular membrane-bounded organelle
Molecular function (GO): phosphatidylinositol binding
Source: RefSeq, a predicted model, not a curated record